Molecule: messenger RNA, 636 nt
Organism: Caenorhabditis remanei
Lineage: Eukaryota; Metazoa; Nematoda; Chromadorea; Rhabditida; Rhabditidae
Exons: 5
Coding region: 1-636 (211 amino acids)
Source: RefSeq, a predicted model, not a curated record
AUGGUGAUUGCUCCAGAAGCUCGUCAAUCUCCCGAGUCUGACUCGGAGGUGUUUGGAAAGCACUUGGCCACAAAUCCCCAAGAGUUACUGAGUUUUUAUGUGGAGCAUAGCAAAAUUUCGCUGGUGAAAUUGAGAGGAUCGUUGGUAGCAUUGAUGCAGAACCCUCUCAACCAACUCCCUGCUAUAAAACUUCAAACGGAUGAAGUCGCCUUUGACCUCUGUUCCCUCUCUCCUGGUGCCGAUCUUCUCCAGAAUCCCGACCUCGAGAUUCUCUUCCGACAUUGCUCAUUCGUCAGUCUGUGGAUAAAUCUAGCUUAUAUAUCCACUGAAUGUCCACUUUCGGAGAGCGAUAAUGAAGCUGUUUUGACAAAAUUCAUCAGAAGACUACUGACUGGGAUCACCCCAGAAUUUCGACGUCUUAAAUUGGAUCCUGUUGAGUUUGCAGCUCUUAAAGCAAUCUGUGUAUGGAAAGUUAGUCCACUGAAUAACAAUUCGACCGCUAAAGUGAUAGCUGGAGAGCAGUAUCUAGGAGUUGCGAAGGCUCUCAAUGAGUAUCAUCAGGCAAUCUACCAAGAAAUGUCAAUGAUGUACGCGGCUUUGAAUAUCAAUGACAGUUACAGUGGGGACUUUUUCUAG